AUGUCCGACUCACCGAUGCCUGAGGCACAACCUUCGAAUACCUUAAGUCCGUUCUCUGAACGUGGAGAUGCGAGCGCGCCACUGGCGCAGCAUUCAACACCUGGUUCUGAUGAAACUACCACCACGAACCCGGUCGAUGAUCAACAACAUUUGCUUGUUCAAAGAGAAGAAAACGCUCAGCGUCAUGCACAAAUGGGUGCAAACCUUGAGCGCCAGCGUGACUAUGUGUUCACUCCACCCAGUGUGGAGGAACGUCUACGUCAAGCGGCCGGCCAAAAAUUGGCGACCUGGGUCAUUGGUCAUGGUCCUAAGACUCUUUAG
This is a messenger RNA of Peronospora matthiolae, 321 nucleotides long. NCBI's taxonomy places the organism in Eukaryota, Oomycota, Peronosporomycetes, Peronosporales, Peronosporaceae. The record is from the annotation of a GenBank genome assembly.